This is a messenger RNA of Orbicella faveolata, 3846 nucleotides long. RefSeq names its product cytochrome P450 4F5-like. Lineage: Eukaryota; Metazoa; Cnidaria; Anthozoa; Scleractinia; Merulinidae. The record is from RefSeq and is a predicted model, not a curated record. Gene Ontology annotation, molecular function: iron ion binding; oxidoreductase activity, acting on paired donors, with incorporation or reduction of molecular oxygen; monooxygenase activity.
AUGUAAAAAAAAUGGAUAUCGAGAAUUUCGUCAUAGUGGCACUUUAACAGAAGAUCCUUUUUUACGUAGAAGUGUUGAGCUUUAACUUUUAUUAUGGGGCAUUUGCACUGUUCUCACGGCCCACCGUGUGGGUUAUGGCUGGGGAAUGAUGGGCGGGCUUUGAAAUGACAGAGCCAUUAUCAUAAUUCUACGUCUUUUUUGUGCUUUUUCAAUAACCAGUAUAAAUUAGUGUUCCCACAUUAGUAUGGACUGUUAAAAUUUCCAAAAUAAUACGGUUGCAACACUCAAAUACCAGUCAUAGGAAAAAUUAGGGGAAGGUAAAGGGGUGAAAAUUGAAGGAGAAAUGCAUCAGUCAAUUCAAGUAGUACCCUUCACCCACCUCCCCGUCAACCGCGCGGUAUUAGCAAGUGUUGAAUCAUGAUGUGACGUGCGUGACGGUCAAAUUACCCGUGACGAGGACCGUCACGAAACCGUCUCGAGCGGAGGUCAGUUUGGGUUACUUACAGGAGUAGGGCGAGUUGGAGUGUCAUGGCCAAGUGUGCGUGACUGUUUCCUUCGCUAAGAAGAGAUCAAAUAUUCACAGGGUUUUUGUAUUUCUAAAGUCUAGGUUAAACAUCCAAAAUGAUCAUGUUUAUUCUGACCGUUUCUAUUUUGCUAUGGUUCAUGUACACGUUCUGUAAAGAGGAAUUUACAUCGCCGUUGAGAAAAAUUCCAAAGCCCGAUGGUUCUGUUCCUGUUUUUGGUCAUUUGUGGACUUUUCUUCGUGAGAAAAACCAUUUGAAGUUGAUGCGGGAUUGGAGUGAAAAGUACGGUCCAAUAUUUCGUUUCAAUCUUGGUUUUGGGGAACCAAGAGUCGUCUUGUCCGAUCCUGAUCUGAUCAAGCAUGUGGCUGUAACAAAUUCCAAGAACUAUGAUCGCGCUCCAAUUUUGCAGUUUCUUAUACCCAGCAUUGGUAACGGUUUAUUCUCCUCUGUUGGGAAAGAUCAUGCUCAUCAACGUAAAAUGAUCAAUCCUACAUUUAAUUAUAAUAAUUUGACCGGGAUGGUAGAUGAUUUUGAAGAUGUUACCAGCAAUCUUGUGAAGCUCUGGACAGAACAAUUGACCAAUACAACUGAAGGAUUCUUGGAGGUGCCUGUCUACUCAGACUUGGCUCAUCUGACGUUAGAUAUCAUUGGGAGGUGUGCCUUUGGUUAUCAUUUCAACACUGUGCUGUCAGGAGAAACUGAAAUUUCAAGUGCAUUUUCUGCUGCUAUCAAAGGCACUGCUUAUGGCCGAGUCUUGCGAAGGAAAUUCAUUCCACUAUAUGACUACCUUCCACUGGCCGAGAAUAAAAGGGCAAAGAAAGCACUUGAAAUAACAAAUGGGACUGUUCUUAAGAUAAUCAAAUCAAAACGUAAGAAAAAGGAAGAAGGAAUUGAGUCUUCUAAGAGAGACUUGUUAAGCUUGCUUAUGGACCAACACGACGAGGAAACAGGGGCCACCAUGGAUGAUGAACUUCUCAGAGCCCAGGUGUUUACCUUCAUGUUAGCUGGUCAUGAAACUACCAGUGUGUCCAUGAUGUGGACCUUGUAUGAACUUGCGAGACACCCAGACAUAGCUGAACAGGUCCGAGAAGAGAUCCAGUUGGUUAUGAAGGACUCAUCAGAAUUGACGUGGGCAAAACUGGCCGAGUUGAAGUUUCUUGGAAAUGUAAUAAAGGAAUCUCUGCGGCUGCACGCCCCAGCAAUUAUGGCAGUGCGCGUUGCAAAAGAAAAUGAUGUGAUUGGUGGAUAUGAAAUUCCCAAGGGUACUACUGUGUUUCUAGGAAUUGACGCUGUACACCAUUCAACAAAGUUCUGGAAGGAUCCUCGUGUUUUUGAUCCAGAGAGAUUUGACGAAAAUGAUGACAGUCAUCUCCCAGUUCAUCCUUAUGCCUUUUUGCCAUUUUCUACGGGUACUUAUUCGUGCAUAGGCAACAAGUUUGCCAUGGUGGAGAUGAAAGCUGUGUUAUCCACUCUCAUACAACAGUUUGUCUUUGAAGAGAUUCCUGGAUUCACUGUGACGCCAAUUAUUCGACUGACAGCAAAGCCAGAUCCACCAUUACGUUUGAGGAUAAAAAAUUGACAAGUUGAAUAUUAAAAUAGUUUUGCCUGUGUUACAAUUUUGCUAAACAUGAGGUCGGAGUCGAUAAUAAGACAAUAUACAUACUAAAACUAGCCAGUGAAGCUAUGUUUUUUACGAUAAUUUAUAACUAUAAUUUGCAAUAAUUAAUUAUAAAUUAAUUAUAAACUAAUAAAUUAAUUAACUAAUUGUUAAUAAAUUAUUAUCUAUUAAUUAUAAAUUUGUAACGUAUAUUUCUUCGUUGAAUUGAUUUUUACAUAGGACUUUGCAUUUAUUAACGACCAUUUCACGCAACGCCCUGCACUUAUCAUAAUUCUAUAUCUUUUUUGUACUUUUUCAAUAACUAGUAUUAAUUGGUGUCCACACAUUAGCAUUGGACUAUUAAUGAUAAUUUACAAGUUAUACGGUCAUGACACUUAAAUAAAGUCACAGGAAAAACUAGAGGUGAAAAUUGAAGAAGAAAUGCAUCCGUCAAUAGGUCAUUUUACAGUUGUGUGCUUAGAUACCUGGGCUAUGACUACAAGCGAGGCUGAAGGUGACCUUGCCUUGAUAAAGAUCUCUCUGCUUUUCUCAUGCAAAUGCCAACUAAUUAGCAUACGAACAACUUGAUUUACACAGAAAAAACAGUGAGGUCUUUGUCAAAACAAGGUCACCUCCACCCUCGUUGCCAUUCAAGACCAGGUCACUGAACAGACAACUGUAAAAUGGUGGAUUCUAGUAGUACCCUUCUCCCACUUCUCCCGUGACGAGGACCGUCACGAGACCGUCUCUAUGGGGGUCAGGUCAGAUGACCUGCACCUCUUUAAAAUUUCAAUUUUAAUUCGUUCCUCCUUUUGGCCAUGUGUGGACAUUUCUGCGUGCGAAAAACCAUUUGAAGUUGAUGCUGGAGUGAAAAGUAUGGUCCAAUCUUUCGUUUCAAUCGUGGUUUUGGUUAGUGGAACUCAAGUUUAUAAAGACUAACUACAUGUGCUCUCAGAGUACUGUGUAACUGGCAGCGCGAAUUGUAUCGUAGCACGUUAGUUAAGUUCGAGGCCGAGUCAAGUUGGAGUCGCGAAUCAAGCAAAAUUUGCUUGUUUCCUGGUUAAGGGGUCGUCAAGACUUGUAAAUGCUGGUCCAACCGGCCUUCAGUAUCGUGGACUUGCAAAGCUUACGUGAUCAGUUUCGAAGAUGUAUGGUUAAUUGAGUUCUAGAAAGUCUAGAAAGCUACGGUUGAGUUGCUUUUGAGAAGCUUCACUUCACGCUGGCGAGAUUUCAUUUUCUUGUCAGCGAGUUUACAAUUUCUCGCAAGUGAGUUGUCAUAUUCUUGCUGGCAAGUUUACAAUUUCCCACUAGCUAGUUUUCAAAUUCUCGCUUAGUGAGUUUGUGAGUUAGUGAGUUUAUCGCUAACGAAUCUACCGUGAGGUUAAAAUAAAUGCAAGGCCUGGAACAAAAGUCGGUGAAUCGUCGCGAAAAAUUGACAAAAAUGUUAAGAAAGAGAAAAGCCAACAACACCGGGUAAUUUCCCCGUAGGUCACCCACCCAAAUACCAACCCUGCCAGACAGGGCUUUUGAAACUUCGGUGAUCGGACGAGAGUCGCUGCUUUCCUUCAAUUGAAUCGACAGGAUACGCUUUAAGCUUAACAUAGUCAACUGUGGUGUUUGUUAUUCUUCUUGUUGUUUUGGUUCGUUAUGUAUUUUUCGGUUCUGCGUAAAAACAAUUACAUAUGCAUCCCGAUAUCGUCAUGUGAUACUGGUCAGUGGAUACCU